This is a messenger RNA of Entelurus aequoreus (snake pipefish), 3271 nucleotides long. Its product is annotated as ral guanine nucleotide dissociation stimulator-like. Gene Ontology annotation, biological process: Ras protein signal transduction; positive regulation of GTPase activity. The coding region runs from base 579 to 3140 and encodes 853 amino acids. The record is from RefSeq and is a predicted model, not a curated record. Gene Ontology annotation, cellular component: plasma membrane. NCBI's taxonomy places the organism in Eukaryota, Metazoa, Chordata, Actinopteri, Syngnathiformes, Syngnathidae. The transcript is spliced from 18 exons. Gene Ontology annotation, molecular function: guanyl-nucleotide exchange factor activity.
GGGAAAGUUUGGGCACCCCCUGGUGUGAAGUAACAGUGUGUGUGUGUGUGUGAGUGAGUGUGUGUGUGUGUGUACAGUACAUUGAAGUGUGUAGUGUGUGUUUUCAUUUCCCACUCCGGCUGUUGCCAUAGUGAAUACAAACAACACUACCAUCAUUUCCCACAGACAAUGCCGCCUCCAGGAACCUACUGGACAAUUGUACUUUUGUUACUUUUUGUUAGAAAGGCGCCGCGUAAAUUUAUUCUAUUAAGCUAAUACUGAUGUGUCUUUAGAUUUGACAUGUAGUCACUAAAUGGUGGGGUUUUUUUUAUUCCAUUUUAUCCGCCAAAGAUCAGUAAGAGUUGUUACUAGGCUACUUAAGCUUCAAAAUAUCCGAUAGUCACGAAGGCAUCAGUCCCCUGUGGGCGUGGCUUGGUAAAGCCCCGGCCUGAGUCACUCUUCCCAUAAACACUCGGCUAGCCGGUUUUCGAGUGGAUGCUAGCAGACGGGCGGACCGGGAGGCGCUUCCAAACUCGAACGACGCCGGCCGACAUGUCGCGACCGCCGCGGUGACGGACGUCUCUCCUCCGCGGCCUCUCAUGGUCCAUUUCCCGGCGCUCCGAGCCAAGGCGCGCAGCGUCACGCCGGGCCCGGCCAAGAUGUUCGACUCGUCGCGGAGCGUUCGGGACGGAGUGAGGAUGGAGGUGUCCGAGCACAGCAGCCCGGUGGUCCUGCACAGCUUCACGCAGCUGGACCCGGACCUGCCCCUGCUGGAGGUACUUGGUCCGCGGUUUGAGAUGGGCUUCGGGAGCUCGACGCAGGAGAUCGGCGAGGAGGUGGAGGACGACGCCGUCUUCACCAUCACGUUGAGGAAGGUACAGCUCCACCACUCGUCCAGCAAGGGGCAGCGGUGGCUGGGCGUGGAGACCGACGCGGCUCUGAGCCUCUACGAGACCUGCAAGGUCCGGACCAUCAAGGCGGGCACGCUGGAGCGGCUGGUGGAGUACAUGGUGACGGCGUUCCGGGGCAAAGACUCCACCUACGUCACCAUCUUCCUCUGCACCUACCGCUCCUUCGCCACCACCAAGCAGGUGCUGGACCUCCUGCUCAACAGGUAUGCAAGGCUUCAGAACAUUCCGGUGGCGGCGGCGCAUCGCGUGUCCCAGGACGAGCGCACCGAGCUGAGAAACACGGUGUCGUCCAUCUUGGGUGCGUGGCUGGACCAGUACUCUGAGGACUUCUGGAAUCCGCCCAACUACGACUGCUUGCAUCAGCUCCUGUCCUACCUGCACCUGCACUUCCCCGGCUCCGACCUGGAGCGCCGCGCCCGCAACCUGCUGGCUCACUUCCACCGCCGGCAGCAGUGCGAGCCUGAUUCUGACGGGGAACACAUCGGUUGCCCCUUCGCCACGCAGGAAGAGAGCGGCUUCGAGGACGAGCUCCCCGCCUUCAGCUUCCUGUCCUUCGACCCCAUCAUGGUGGCCGAGCAGUUCACGCUCAUGGACGCGGACCUGUUCAAGAAGGUGGUCCCGUACCACUGCCUGGGCGGCAUCUGGUCCCAGAGGGACAAGAAGGGAAAGGAGCAUCUGGCGCCCACCAUCAGAGCCACGGUGGCCCAGUUCAACUCGGUCACCAACUGUGUCAUCGCCACCUGCCUGAGCAACCCGGUGCUGAAGGCCAGCCAGAGAGCCCGGCUGCUGGAGAGGUGGAUCGACGUGGCCCGGGAGUGUCGGAUCCUGAAGAACUUCUCGUCCUUACGGGCCAUCCUCUCCGCCCUUCAGUGCAACGCCGUCCACCGCCUGAAGAGGACUUGGGAGGAAGUGUCGAGAGAGAGCUUCCGCACAUUCCGCGAGCUUUCCGAGAUCUUCUCAGACGACAACAACUACUCGCUGAGCCGAGAGCUGCUGGUCAAGGAGGGCACGUCCAAGUUCGCCACCUUGGAGAUCAACCCCAAGCGGGCUCAGAGGAGACACCAGCAGCAGAGAGACCUGGGCGUGAUGCAGGGCACCAUUCCCUACCUGGGCACCUUCCUGACGGACCUGGUGAUGAUGGACACGGCCAUGAAGGACUACAUGGAGGGCGGUCUGAUCAACUUUGAGAAGAGAAGGAAGGAGUUCGAGGUGAUCGCACAGAUCAAACUGCUGCAGCUGGCCUCCAACAACUACAGCUUCACUCAGGACGGACACUUCCGCGAGUGGUUCGCCAGCGUGGAGAAGCUCAGCGAGGCCGACAGCUACCAGCUGUCGUGUGACAUCGAGCCGCUGUCCGAGUCGGCCAGCAACACCCUCCGCGCCAAGAAGAACGGAGGAAUCAUGAAGCGCUGGAGCGAUCGACAGCUGGCAGAGGGCGCUUCCGGCGCCGUGGGUUCUCAUUCCAAGUCCUUCGACCACGCCCACUUCAGGCCGUACCAAGGCGGCGGCGGCGGGGACAGCGGCGACGCCCUCAGCAUCACCUCCGUCAGCUCCAGCGGCUCGGACCUGGAGGACGUCAACGCCAGCUUCCUGUCGGACUCCCCGGAGGGACACGAGAGGAAGACGUCGACGCCGUCAGUCAAACUUUCCGUUUCUGCGUUGGGAAGAGAAGCGCCCUCUGCAGACACCACUUCCACGUUCUGGGAGUGCACCUCGCUGUCUUCGCUGGACACGUCCGGGAUGGGCUCCAGCUCAGGCUCCGCCUCCGGCUCCAGCACGGCCUCGUCCUCCUCCGUGUCCUCGUCCACGCCGCUGUCGCGCUCGCACAAGCGCUCGGCGUCGGCCGUGUCCAACUACUCCACGCUGUCGCUGCCGCUGUACAACCAGCAGGUGGACGACUGCUGCAUCAUCCGCGUCAGCCUGGACGUGGAGAACGGCAACAUGUACAAGAGCAUCCUGGUGACCAGUCAGGACAAGACGCCCGCCGUCAUCAGGAAGGCGAUGAUCAAACACAACCUGGAGCGGGAGAAGACGGAGGACUACGAGCUGGUGCAGAAGAUCUCGGAGGACAAAGAGCUGCGGAUCCCCGACAACGCCAACGUCUUCUACGCCAUGAACUCCAGCGCCAACUACAACUUCGUCCUGAAGAAGCGGGGCCCGGCGUGGCCCCCGCGCGCCAAGACCGUGGCCAGCUCCACGCUGCCUCGCAUGAAGCAGAAGGGACUGAAAAUCGCCAAAGGGAUCUUCUGAAGGAGGGGCGCUUCCUGUUGUGGGCGGAGCUCGACGCCAACAAACAGGAAGUGGGCGGAGUCAAGUGGCCUCGCUUUGUUUACAUCAGUCAGCCGGGGAGACAUUUUGAUGUGACGCAGCGGGAGUGUUGC